Molecule: messenger RNA, 2456 nt
Organism: Myzus persicae (green peach aphid)
Lineage: Eukaryota; Metazoa; Arthropoda; Insecta; Hemiptera; Aphididae
Gene: Tes
Product: testin
Exons: 6
Coding region: 736-2409 (557 amino acids)
Molecular function (GO): zinc ion binding
Source: RefSeq, a predicted model, not a curated record
AAUAGUUUAUGGCCGUGACAAAUUGAUGAAUAUACGAAAUUGCUUUAUAACUUGAUUGGUAGAGGACAACAGAGGCACUCUUGACGAAAUAAUGUAAAUAGAAAAAUUGUCAGUUGGCCUUGGCACUUGGUGUUGACAGUUCAGCACUAGUCAGCACUUCAGCAACCACUAUUAACUAAUAAGCCCAUAAGGCACUAAAACUAAACAACGAGCUCGCGUAGUGAGGCAAAUUUCAAUCGUCAUUACGCAUUCGUGUCUCUCCCCUUCUGUUCAUCGUGUCCCCGACCACGACUCGACUAUCGCAAGUCGUCGCCUCGUCGGUACUCACUACUCACACUACUCUGUAGACUGUAGCCGCCAGUCGGUAUUGUUCAACUGUUCAGUUACAUUGAAAUUCUUCGUCGUUGACGUCAUCCCCUGACGGGAGGUGCGUAAACAACUUAUACUUUAUACAGUAUCAAUACAUUUUUUAAUAGGUAUUUACUAUUGCUAACCGUUCGUUCGUUUUUUCUUCCACUCAUUAUUUCGAUAAACUUAAUCUACUAUGACGAUGAUUCAUUGUUUCGUCACUCAGCUUCCGUUUGCUCCGUGCAUGGCUGUUAAGAUUCGCACUCUGUUUUUACGCCAAUAGUGCAUACAAUAUUUCCAAAGAUCGAUUCGUUUUUUCCUCGCAGUUCCAACACUAUUAAACCUAGUUAAAAUCACAAAUCGAUUCCACAAAAUUCACUUUGGACAAUGGCUUUGGAACCGGAAGAACACUUUAAGACGCCCGAAUGGGUUUCGAGGUUGGAGAAUAAACACAAAAAAUUUCAUAAAUUAGCUCAUGAAGUUGGAUCUGGUUCAAGUUGUUUAAAAUGUGGAGAUGCUUGUCCUGGCUUGGAUUUACAUUUUUGGCGAAAGGUGUGUAGGAAUUGUAAAUGUAAAAGGGAAGAACAUAACAUUGUAGAUGAAGAUCAGUAUAAACAGUUAGAUAUUUUAUUUAAUGAUUCAAAAUCAAAUUACCAACCAAUAAAAGCAGUGUUGAAUAUGAUUAUUAAACCCGAUGAUCAAUUCGUCAAAAAACUAGAAACUGAUCAAAAUCAAAAUGAAUUUAAAUUUGAUUGGGUCCCACCAAAUGUUCAUAAAGAUCUAGCUUCAGAAUACAUGCAGUUGUUACCAUCUGACAAAUUACCUAUUAGUGGUAGUGAAGGAGCUUUUUACAGACGCAAACAGCUUGAAAAACAGGUUCCUUUACAUGAUUUCAAUGCAAACGUCUGUCAUAAUCUUACCAUCGAAGAAGCUGAUGCUAUGGGUUCUUAUUUGAAAAAUUUAAAAGAGAAUGCUGUUGGUCAAGGCUUGGUCAAAAAACUUACCGAUAACACUCAUAAUCCAAUUCCAAUGUUUAAAAAUAUGAAUUUUACACCCAAACCAUUUAAAAAAACUUAUAACCAACAAUUUGAAGAAGAAUUUCCACCUCCUCCUCCGGAAAUUUUGUAUCCGUUAUCCAAUUCUGAAUUAAAGACACCAAGUACAUUUAUUGGGAUCAAAAGCUAUUCUGGAAGUAACAAACCAGAAGUCAAUAUUUUAGACACUGUAAAUAACAAUCCAGCUGAAUGUGACAGGCAAAUUAUUACUUCACAAUGGCCAACUUCAAACACUGCUGUAUCAGAAACUUUACCCCAACAACAGACAAGUUUCUCCUCGAAUAUUCAGAAUGAUAAUUACUCACCUACGCUGCGUGAUAAAGAUACUGGAGAAUCAUUAAAAAAUCCACUCCCAGAAGGUCCUAAUGCAUUCCCAACAUCUAAUGCUGAUAUAUGUAUAUUAUCAGACGGACAAGAGUUGCGUUGUAAGCAAUGUAAUAAGAAUGUUAUGCCAGGUCAAGUUGCUGUUAUGGCUGAACGCACUGGUAAAGAAGUAUUUUGGCAUCCAUCAUGUUUUGUUUGUGCUACAUGCGAGGAACUGUUAGUUGAUCUAGUAUACUUUUACUUCAAUGGGAAUGUUUAUUGUGGUAGACAUUAUGCAGAAAUCUUAAAUAUACCGCGAUGUAAUGCUUGUGAUGAAUUAAUAUUUUUGAAAGAGUAUACAAUUGCCGAGGAACAUACCUAUCAUGUUCGACAUUUUUGUUGUUUUGAAUGUGACAAACCAUUAGCUGGAUUAGAAUAUGUGUCAAUUGAAAAACAACCUGUGUGUUUGGAUUGCUAUCAAACAAAAUAUGGAAAAAAAUGCGAAACCUGUCAAAAUAUUAUAAUGGCUGGUGAUAAUAGGAUUGGUUGGCAAGAUUUGAGCUGGCAUGAGUCUCCAGCAUGUUUUAAAUGUUAUCAGUGUUACACAUCGCUUUUAGGAAAAAAGUUCACGGUUAAAAAGGAAAAGCGCCCCUUGUGUAGCAAAGAAUGUGUUAUGGCUUUUAACAACUCUACAGAACUUUAAUAUUGUGUUAUAUCACUUUAAGUAAAUACAAGGGAAUUCAUCAAGUA